AUUUACCGCUUUCUUUCCCUCCCCUCUCUCUCACUCUCUCUCUUCCUCUGUAUCACACAUCUGUUUUGCAGUUUCCAGCUUCGUUGCCCGAAUAAUAUCCUUCGCCCGCCCACCUACCACCGCCGUGCAUGAAACCUUGCCGCCGCUGAGCUGCCCGAGGAGGGGAAGAAGAAAAUGUCGUCGUCGGCGAUUUCCAGUUUCAUACCCCGCGGUAGAGGCGGAAUCUCGGCGACUCCCGCCGAUAUCACCCCCAAUAAUCUCCUCACACUACAGCGCACUUUCCCGAGCUUCGCCUCCAAACCUCCGGAGCUCACCCUUUCCUUCAAAACCCUCUGUUCUUCUUCUUCCCACUCUCCACCGCCGCCUUCUCCGCCGCGGAACAACCCUUCGAAAGCUUUAAUCUCCGUCCUCCGGGCAAUACCGGACUGGUCGGACCGGAUCAAAGAGCGAGGGAUGCGGAAGAACCGGUCCCUCUACACCCCGGAGAAAUGGGUCGAGCACCGGAGCUCCCUUCGCCACGUCCGCCACCUCCUCUCCAGCGCCUCGUCGCGGGUCAUUCUGUCCUUGGUCCCGCCGGUGAUUGCUUUCACCCUGGUGGCCGUGUUUGUGGCUGGGUACAAUUCCGCGGUGGAGCUCCAUUUCCUCCCUGGGUUUCUCCCCAUUCUCAGGGCUUCCUCACUGCCGUAUCAGCUGACGGCUCCGGCGCUAGCGCUUCUGCUGGUGUUCAGGACCGAGGCUUCUUACUCUAGGUACGAAGUGGGCAGGAAGGCUUGGACUAAGGUGGUCUCGGGGACUAAUGAUUUCGCCGGCCAGAUUAUCGCCGCCAGUGUGGAUGGUUCUAGAGAUGAUGCCGUUCUGAAGAAUGCGCUAUUGAAGUACGUUAUGGCCUUUCCGAUUGCGCUCAAGUGCCAUGUGAUCAAUGGUUCAGACAUUGGCCAAGACCUCCGGCAUGUGCUGGAAGAGGAUGAUCUUGCAGUGGUGCUCAAUUCCAGGAAUCGGCCCAGGUGUCUCAUUGGAUUCAUUUCACAAAGCCUUAGACUACUGAGCUUGGAGGAAACCAAGAGGAAUCUGCUGCAGUCGAAGAUGUCAUGUUUCCACGAGGGGAUCGAUGUGUGCGAAGAACUUAUAGGAAUCCCUAUUCCACUCUCGUAUACUCGCUUAACAUCGAGAUUUCUGGUACUUUGGCAUCUCACCCUUCCUAUAAUCCUUUGGGAUGAUUGCCACUGGAUUGUUGUCCCUGCUACUUUCAUCAGCGCGGCUUCCUUGUUCUGCAUAGAAGAGGUUGGUGUUCUGAUUGAGGAACCAUUUCCUAUGCUGGCCCUGGAUGAGCUGUGCGAUCUAGUUUGCCGAAACAUUCAGGAAGCUGUUGCCAAUGAUAAAGCCAUUCAAGCACAUCUUGUUGCAAAAAAGAAGAUCCGGCCUCAUCGUGAGCACUCAACAAAUGGUUGGCCAAACUCCUAAGUAACUGCUUGGAAUCGCGCCUACAAGAUAUCAUCUUCAAUGGUAACUCUUCUCGGAAACUUGGUCACUGAAGCCACUAAAACUGGAUGAGAGGCUGCUGCAGUUUUGUCACCCUCAAAUCUUUGUUAUCAGCUAAAUCAUGCUUUAGACUGUAUAUAUGUAACAGUGUUAGUGGUGAAGUAGUCUGUAUAUAUAGAGAGAGAUCAGGAACUCCUCUCUAGCAUCAUCUUUUAGUGUCUAUAUAUAUGUAUGUUACCCAGAACUGAAGUGGCACCAGACCGAAUAAACAAGGGUCAAGUUA
Molecule: messenger RNA, 1762 nt
Organism: Linum trigynum
Lineage: Eukaryota; Viridiplantae; Streptophyta; Magnoliopsida; Malpighiales; Linaceae
Source: the annotation of a GenBank genome assembly